Messenger RNA from Parathielavia appendiculata, 1080 nucleotides. RefSeq lists its product as uncharacterized. The transcript has a single exon. Lineage: Eukaryota; Fungi; Ascomycota; Sordariomycetes; Sordariales; Chaetomiaceae. Bases 1 to 1080 code for a protein of 359 amino acids. The record is from RefSeq and is a predicted model, not a curated record.
AUGUCGCGCCCUUUUCGGCUGGCGAAACCUCAAAACCCGCUGCACCUGUACCGUCACCUGCUCCGUGAAGCAUCAUACCUCCCGCCUGUUGCCCGCCCGUUUAUCGAAAAGCGCAUCCAGUCCCGGUUCCAGAAGAGCAGAAAAGAUGACGAGGAGCGGAGCGCAAAGCACAUCGCGCAGGCGCACCACGACCUUCGCUUACUCCGGGCCGCGAACCUCGGCGACACGGCCCGCAUGCGCCGCGUCCUGCUCCAUGCGUUCGGCCGCUUAGGCCGCCGGCGUCGGGAGCUGAUGGACCGGGUGAUCCAUCGCGACGUACCCACCGAGACCGAGGAGCUGCAAAAGUACGCCGCCGAGGCGUCUGCACUUGUGACCCAGGGAAGUAAAUUGGACUGGCUGGAUAUGUGGGAUGUUGAUAAGCUGCGCACAUACGCCCGCUCCCAGAUGCAGGCAGGCUUGAUCAAUUCGCCCAAGCCAACCAUCACGGCUUUCCAGAUCACACCGGACAAAGUCAUACCGACCGAGAACGCGUGGGGCCGGCCGCUCGCGCCCAAGCUCUACCGGACAAAGCUGAAAAAUGUGUGGAAGGCAGUGGCCGACAAAUGCAUGCCGCCGCUUCCCAAGGAGCAAUGGGAACAGCUCCGUGCCAUCGCCACGGGCCAGGCAGAGGGGAACUGGCUGCCCCCUCCUCGACGGCCCGUGGCGCGAAGCUUGUAUCCAGAUGAGCAGACAGCCGAGUGGGACUGGCAGUCAUACGCCAUCAAGCCUGUUGCCGUCGUCGACCGGCCCGCCAACAGGCGCAACAAGCUGCUGAGCGGCGCGGUGGACGACAACACGCCCACCGGCGACCCUGAGCCACUCAAUUGCCACAAAUACACGGCACGGAUGUGGCGUCGCUUGCUUGGAGGCAUCUGGCAGCUGACCGCGACCAUGGAGAAGAAGCCGGGCGGCCGUGGCUGGCACAUCACUUGGGGAAAGGAAGAGUUUCGGCCUGCUCCGGCCAGCGCAGGUGCCAUGGAGUUUUUCACGGAUUUCCCAGAACCGGCGCAGCCCAAAGGUGGAGGCAAGGCGAAAACAUGA